Messenger RNA from Beta vulgaris subsp. vulgaris (sugar beet), 5429 nucleotides. RefSeq names its product myosin-11. The transcript is spliced from 39 exons. Gene Ontology annotation, biological process: actin filament organization; vesicle transport along actin filament. Gene Ontology annotation, cellular component: myosin complex; cytoplasm; vesicle. The record is from RefSeq and is a predicted model, not a curated record. Gene Ontology annotation, molecular function: microfilament motor activity; actin filament binding; ATP binding. Lineage: Eukaryota; Viridiplantae; Streptophyta; Magnoliopsida; Caryophyllales; Amaranthaceae. Bases 365 to 4972 code for a protein of 1535 amino acids.
CCAUAAUGCUCAUCGCUGACAGUUGAACGCAUUUACGCGCCAUAGCGAGCGAAAGAGAGAGAAACGACGAUCAUGAGCCAUAAAGUCCCCUACAAAUGGGGAGUGAUGUGCAAUGUUUGAGCACUUUGAAGAGAGAGAAAGCGAAAAUUAAGCGAAGUUACAGGGCUAAUUGCAGAAUGUCACUCCCACAAACCACACCACUUCCUAAGCGAGGAGAGAGAAAAUCACUCAUCGCAACUCCACAACCAACGACGAACAAGAAGAAGAGAAGAAAACUUUUCUUGCAUUAUGGUCGUUGAACUAAUGAAUCGAAUUUUGGCGAUGUUUAAAUUGUGAUUUCGCCGAGUUUGAUUGAUCACUGGAAAUGGGAACUCCAGUUAACAUAAUAGUUGGCUCUCAUGUCUGGGUUGAAGACCCGGAUUCAGCUUGGAUUGAUGGGCAAGUAGUAAAAAUAAGUGGACAAGAAGCUGAAAUCGAGGCCUCAGAUGGGAAAAAGGUUGUUGCAAAAUUGUCAAACUUACACCCUAAAGACAUGGAAGCUCCUCCAGCUGGGGUUGAUGACAUGACUAAGCUAUCUUAUUUGCAUGAACCAGGAGUUAUACAGAAUCUGCGCACUAGAUAUGAGCUCAAUGAAAUCUAUACUUAUACCGGAAAUAUACUCAUCGCCAUAAAUCCAUUUCAAAGACUGCCUCAUCUUUAUGAUUCUCACAUGAUGCAACAAUACAAAGGGGCGCCAUUGGGAGAGCUAAGCCCUCAUGUUUUUGCAGUUGCUGAUGUUGCUUAUAGGGCUAUGAUAAACGAGGGAAAAAGCAACUCCAUUCUUGUAAGUGGUGAAAGUGGAGCUGGUAAAACUGAGACUACCAAGAUGCUGAUGCGAUACCUUGCUUAUUUGGGGGGCCGUUCUGCAACUGAAGGACGCACAGUUGAGCAACAAGUUCUUGAAUCCAAUCCAGUUCUUGAAGCAUUUGGAAAUGCUAAAACAGUCAGAAAUAAUAACUCCAGCCGCUUUGGUAAAUUCGUGGAAAUCCAAUUUGACAAGCGUGGAAGAAUAUCAGGGGCAGCCAUAAGAACUUACCUUUUAGAAAGAUCUCGUGUUUGCCAAGUCAGUGAUCCUGAGCGUAAUUACCAUUGUUUUUAUCUGCUGUGUGCAGCACCUCAGGAGGAGAUUGAGAAAUAUAAACUAGGAAGCCCCAAAACAUUCCAUUAUCUUAAUCAGUCAAAAUGCUUUGAUUUGGUUGGUGUAAGUGAUGCACAUGACUAUCUUGCCACUCGGAGAGCUAUGGAUAUUGUUGGAAUUAGCGAAAAGGAUCAGGAGGCAAUUUUUAGAGUAGUUGCUGCUAUUCUUCAUCUUGGCAAUAUCGAUUUUGCUAAAGGGGAGGAGAUAGAUUCAUCAGUUAUAAAAGAUGAAAAUUCAAGAUUCCAUCUCAACAUCGUCUCAGAACUUCUCAUGUGUGAUGCUCAGGCAUUGGAAGAUGCUUUACUAAAGCGUGUCAUGAUUACCCCUGAAGAAGUCAUUAAAAAAAGUCUUGAUCCUCUUAAUGCUACAGUUAGCAGGGAUGGGUUAGCUAAGACGAUCUACUCUCGACUCUUUGACUGGUUGGUUGAUAAAAUAAACGUAUCAAUUGGACAGGAUCCGAACUCAAAGUCUUUGAUUGGCGUCCUUGAUAUAUAUGGUUUUGAAAGUUUUAAGCAUAACAGCUUUGAGCAGUUUUGCAUCAACUUCACGAAUGAAAAGCUUCAGCAACAUUUCAACCAGCAUGUCUUCAAGAUGGAGCAAGAGGAGUACACGAAAGAGAAGAUUGACUGGAGCUACAUUCAGUUUGUUGACAAUCAAGACGUUCUCGAUCUUAUAGAAAAGAAACCAGGUGGAGUUAUUGCUCUUCUGGAUGAGGCUUGUAUGUUCCCCAAGUCAACUCCUGAGACAUUUGCAUCAAAGCUUUAUCAAACUUACAAAAACCACAAGCGCCUUCUCAAGCCAAAGCUGUCAAGGACAGAUUUCAUCAUUUCUCAUUAUGCUGGCGAGGUCCUAUAUCAGUCAGAUCAAUUUUUGGACAAAAAUAAAGACUAUAUGGUAGCUGAGCAUCAAGACCUGGUAACUUCUUCUAAAUGUUCAUUUGUAGCAGGUCUUUUCCCUCCAGUUGUGGAAGAGACAACAAAAUCCUCAAACAAGUCUUCUAAGUUUUCAUCAAUAGGUUCUCGUUUUAAGUUACAACUGCAACAGCUGAUGGAGAUACUAAGCUCAACAGAACCUCACUACGUAAGAUGUAUAAAGCCAAAUAAUCAUCUAAAGCCUGCUAUUUUUGAGAAUGUUAACAUCUUGCAACAAUUGCGAUGUGGUGGGGUCCUAGAGGCAAUCAGAAUCAGCUGUGCAGGCUACCCCACUCGUCGUCUUUUCUUUGAGUUUUUAAAUAGAUUUGGACUUCUUGCACCGGAGGUCUUAGAAGGGAACUAUGAUGAGAAGGUUGCAUGUCAAAACAUAUUGGAUAAGAAAGGGCUGAAAGGGUACCAGAUAGGCAAAACUAAAGUCUUCCUGAGAGCUGGUCAGAUGGCUGAACUGGAUGCCAGAAGAGCUGAGGUACUCGGUGGCGCUGCAAAAAUUAUACAGAGACGUAUUCGAACUCAUUAUGCUCGUAAACAGUUUAUUGCAUUACGUGAGGCAGCAGUUUGCAUACAGGCAUCUUUGCGAGGAAACCUGGCUAGCAAACUGUUCGAGAAAAAGAGAAAGGAGGCAGCAGCCAUAAGAAUUCAAAAGCAUGCACGUAAACUUCAAGUAAGGAAGAAGUAUAACAAACUUCGUGUGUCAGUUCUAGCCUUGCAAAUGACUUUAAGGACAAUGGCUGCUCGUAAAGAGUACCUCAUUAGAAGACGAAAUAAAACGGCAACUCUUAUACAGAGCCGCUGGCGUUGCCAUAGAGCUUCAUCGUACUAUAAAAAGCUUAGAAAAGCAUCAUUAAUUGCACAGUGCAGAUGGAGGGGAAAACUUGCGAGGAGAGAACUAAGAAAGCUCAAGAUGGCUUCAAGAGAAACAGGGGCCCUUAAGGAAGCAAAGGACAAGCUCCAAAAGCAAGUCGAGGAUCUUUCGUUGCGUUUACAGCUGGAAAAACGGUUGCGGACUGAUUCAGAGGAAGCAAAAGCUCAGGAAAUCGCCAAACUACAGAACACUGUGCAAACUAUGCAGAGCAGAAUAGAUGAGACAACUUCUUUGCUUGAAAAGGAACGAGAAGCUGUGAAAAAGACCAUUGAAGAAGCACCGCCUGUUGUGAAAGAAACCCAAGUAAUGGUUGAAGACACAGAAAAAAUCAAUCUUCUGAAAGCAGAAGUGGAAAGCUUUAAGUUUUAUGCGCUUCAGGCUUCAUUUGAAGCAGAGAAACAAAGAGCUGAUGAAUCUGAUAGGAAACUUGCUGAAGCACUAGAGUUGAGUGAAGAGAGGUGCAAAAAAUCAGAUGCCUCAGACAGAAAGAUCCUACUACUACAAGAAUCGCUUAAUAGGCUAGAAGAGAAGAUCGCCAAUUUGGAAUCAGAGAAUCAAGUUCUUCGCCAACAAGCUGUUUCAAUGGCAUCCAAUAAGUUUGGGUCAGGUCGCCAAAGAUCGAUUCUUCAGAGGGGAUCCGAAAGUGGUCAUUUUGCAGAUACGCAUCUUCGGGAUUUGCAUAGCCCUUCCAUGAAUCAUAGAGAAGCUGAAGUAGAAGAGAAACCACAAAAAUCUCUGAAUGAGAAACAGCAGGAGAAUCAGGAAUUGCUUAUCCGAUGUGUAUCGCAACCUCUGGGUUUUGCGGGGAACAGACCUAUAGCUGCCUGCAUAAUAUACAAGUGCCUCCUUCACUGGAGAUCAUUUGAAGUGGAAAGGACUAGUAUCUUUGACCGAAUAAUACAGACAAUUGGUCAUGCUAUCGAGAAGGCGCAGGAUAACAAUGAUAUCUUGGCAUAUUGGCUGUCUAAUGCCUCAACUCUUCUUUUGCUGCUGCAACGCACUCUGAAAGCAAGUAGCGCAGCUGGAAUGGCACCACAACGCCGCAGAACAUCAUCAGCCACUCUUUUUGGGAGGAUGAGCCAGAGUUUCCGAGGAACUCCACAUGGAGUAAGUCUUGCCUUUGUCAAUAAUGGCAUGACGGGUGGUACAGAUUCUUUGCGCCAAGUUGAAGCCAAGUACCCAGCUUUGCUUUUCAAGCAACAACUUACUGCAUAUGUUGAAAAGAUUUAUGGACUGAUUCGAGACAAUCUUAAGAAAGAAAUUUCGCCACUGCUUGGAUUGUGCAUCCAGGCUCCACGAACAUCGAGAGCAAGUAUAGUCAAGGGUUCAUCACGUUCAGUGGCAAACACUGCAGCCCAGCAAGCACUGAUUGCUCACUGGCAAGCAAUUGUUAGAAGUCUCGCGAACUUUUUGGGCACAUUGAAAGGAAAUCAUGUGCCUCCAUUUUUGGCUCGGAAGAUAUUCACACAAAUAUUCUCAUUCAUCAAUGUUCAAUUAUUCAACAGCCUUCUUUUAAGGCGUGAAUGCUGUUCAUUUAGUAAUGGUGAAUAUGUUAAGGCAGGUCUGUCUGAGCUUGAACAUUGGUGCUACCUUGCAACUGAAGAGUAUGCAGGUUCAGCAUGGGAUGAAUUGAAGCAUAUUAGGCAGGCCAUCGGUUUUCUGGUCGUACAUCAGAAGCCAAAAAAAUCCUUGGAUGAAAUAAGCCAUCAGCUUUGCCCUGUUCUUAGUAUCCAACAGCUGUACCGGAUUGGCACAAUGUACUGGGAUGACAGGUAUGGCACCCAUAGUGUGAGUCCAGAGGUUAUAUCUAGCAUGAGGGUGCUAAUGACAGAAGACCCUUCAGUUAGCAAUUCUUUCCUCUUGGAUGAUGAUUCGAGCAUUCCAUUUUCUGUUGACGACAUAUCGAAGUCAAUGGAUAAUACGGACAUCUCAGAUGUUGAACCGCCGCUUCUUAUCCGUGAGAACUCGGGCUUCAGCUUCUUAUUGCCUCGUGCUGACUAAAUUACUCACACAGUGACACCUGUUUGAGAUGGCACUGAUUUUCUAAUAUAUAGUUUUCGAGUCUCUCCUGAAGUCCACUUUGCUCUAAAGAAAGAAAUAGGAAGGUUGAUGUCUUAUCUUUUGCUCUUUUAUUUUUAGAUAGCAAUUGUAGAAGAAUGUAUAGUUCCUCAAUGUUACGGGGCUUCAGUUAGUUUAGGGAUGUCAAUGUCAUCCAAAUAUUGUCCUUCCUGGUUUUAAUUGCAUAAGCAAGUUUUAGUGCAAAAAUGAAGAGCCUGCGAAAACUUGCCUAGUUGCACUUUGUACAUGGAAAUUUUUAUUCAUUAUAGAGAAGUACUCCUGAUGGGUUUCUUCUCUCUUUCUUUCUCCUCUUCCUAGUCUCCAAUCUUAAGGGAUUCAUAUGACAAGUGUAACAUUUUAGGUGGUAUCUCUAAUCCAAAUACUGUUCUUUAAUUUUAAA